Contarinia nasturtii (swede midge) is the source of this 514-nucleotide messenger RNA. RefSeq lists its product as uncharacterized. Bases 49 to 465 code for a protein of 138 amino acids. The record is from RefSeq and is a predicted model, not a curated record. The transcript has 3 exons. Gene Ontology annotation, molecular function: odorant binding. NCBI's taxonomy places the organism in Eukaryota, Metazoa, Arthropoda, Insecta, Diptera, Cecidomyiidae.
AGUGUUUGAGCAUUAGAAGUAAAGCGAUAAAAGUAUAACAGUCUAGAAAUGAAGUCAGUUAUUUCUUUGACAUUGAUUGGCGUUAUGUUCGCCAUUGUAAUGGUAUCAUCUUUUCCUGAAGAUAAUCAAAAGCCGGUAAUUUAUGAAUGCAAAUCAAUGGAAAAGGCUAGUGAUGAAGAUGUUGAAAAUGUGUUGCAUGAACUGCAAACUCAAAUGCCCUUACAAACUCCAAACGAAAAAUGUCUGUUGGCAUGUUUAUAUGAAAAAUCGGGAGUGAUCGAAAAUGGACACAUUCAAUCUAAUGGUUUGAAAAUUGCCAUUAUGCAAGACGUUGAAAAGGAAGCUGCCUCAAUUGAUAAAAUUAUUCAAGAGUGUGCAUCGAUUAGUCAUCCUGAACGUUGUGAGCAAGCCGCACAACUCAAGUUGUGCUUGGACAACAUAGUCUCUCUUUCCGCAUCCAACUAAUUUUGAUUAUUCUCAAACAAUUACAUUAAUUAUAUGUGAUUAGAAAUAU